This is a messenger RNA of Exaiptasia diaphana, 440 nucleotides long. RefSeq names its product mitochondrial pyruvate carrier 2. Gene Ontology annotation, cellular component: mitochondrial inner membrane. Gene Ontology annotation, molecular function: pyruvate transmembrane transporter activity. Gene Ontology annotation, biological process: pyruvate import into mitochondria. The record is from RefSeq and is a predicted model, not a curated record. Lineage: Eukaryota; Metazoa; Cnidaria; Anthozoa; Actiniaria; Aiptasiidae.
CCGACAUUUGUAAUAGCUUUUUGAUUAUUUUUAUAAGAAAAUGAGUGUUGCUUGGGCUCGAUUUCUUAGUAGAAUAGAAAGUGUAGUUCCCCGGCGGAUGCUACCGUUUUGGAAUGCGCCAGCAGGACCAAAAACGAUAUUUUUCUGGGCUCCAGCUUUCAAAUGGUUUCACAGUCAACAGCUUUAGCAGCAACAGGUUUAAUCUGGUCAAGAUAUUCGAUGGUCAUUAUCCCUAAGAACUGGCUUUUAUUUAGUGUAAAUAUUGGUUUAGGAAUAACUGGACUGAACCAACUGGGACGCAUUGCAUACUACCGAUACACACAUCCGGAACUUUUUCAAGAGGUCGAAACAAAAGAAGAAAAUAAUGAAUCAAGUGAAGCUAAACAAGAAACACAAGCCCCAAAAGCAUCAUGAAUCAGUUCAAAAAUUGUAAUUUUACA